AUGGUCAACACAGGGUUACAGCCUGUAUGCCUCUUUAUAGCCAUAUUUCCCAGUGCGCUAUGCGUCUUAAUUGUCUCUAUUCGCGUGUGGACCCGACUUAAGAAAAGACAGUAUGGUAUUGGUGAAGGACACGCUCCUAGUCAUUGCAACCCUUCUGAACGUCGUUCUGUCAUUCACAACAUGCGGAUGUGUCAUCGACCCUAUCUCGAUGAUGAAGGUUUGUGCCAACUUUCCACUCACUCGUAUGUCGCACACUCUAACUGUUACUUUGCGUCUUUCCUCUGGACACUCAUCAAGCUCCGCUCCCAAAACAUGUGGAUCAACCGCUCCCUCUGGGCUACACUGAUCUUGAACAUCUGCUUCGCCAUCGCCGCGCCCCUUGUUUGUACCUUCCAGUGUGAUCCAGUUGCAAAAUACUGGGACAACGCCAUCCCUGGAAAGUGUAUCGAUGCUGGCGCUUACACAGUUAGCACAUCGUCCAUUGUUCUCGCUACGGACGUCCUCAUCCUGAUCAUGCCGACGUGGAUCUUAUAUAAUCUCAAGAUGCCAUUCGCCCGCAAGUUGAUGGUGAUAGCGUUCCUAUCAUUUGGUGUUGCCGUCACCAUCGUUGGUGCGGUACGUACAAGCGUCUUAAUCAAUGUGUUCGUACUUGAAAAAGUCGGACAGGAUUCAACAUAUGAAGUGGGUUACACUCUAUCGAACAUCGAAUCCGGUCUCGCUAUUAUAGGAGUUUGUGGUCCAACAAUCAAAUACAUACUUGGCUGCUGUAUUCCAGCGCUCAGGGCUCCGGAAGAAACCAGCAACCAUAACUACGUGUAUCCACCCCACGGCGAUUCAGUUGGAGAGACUCGAUCCAGGCGGUAUAUCAAGAGCACAGGGCCCCACGAUGCAUUUGAAGAGCUAGACAAGGACCCCAGGAGUGCGCAACCUAUUGCACGGCGCAACACGAUUAGCGACGAACAUCUGAUGAUAACGAAGACAGUUGCAUGGCGAGUCGACAAUGCUCAGCCAGACUCGAACAGCACGUGUGAGCAGAAAAUCAACACGCCGCGUAACAUGGUAUAGCAUUGAAGGGGCCUUAGUUUUGGGUGUUGUGAAAAGUUAUCACGACUUUUUGAAUGAUAGCAUUGGAUGUUAAAGUCGAUUUGAAGAGGUCUGUACGUCAUGUCUUUUGUCGAUGGCGCGUGUAAAAAGCUGGAGACUCGCAAGACUUGUGAUGAAAGGAGUCACUUUGACGCAAGUUGUAGUGAAGGUUUAUGUCGGGCUAAGGCUGGCU
Dothidotthia symphoricarpi CBS 119687 is the source of this 1276-nucleotide messenger RNA. RefSeq lists its product as uncharacterized. The transcript is spliced from 6 exons. The record is from RefSeq and is a predicted model, not a curated record. Bases 1 to 1065 code for a protein of 354 amino acids. Lineage: Eukaryota; Fungi; Ascomycota; Dothideomycetes; Pleosporales; Dothidotthiaceae.